AUGUUACCCAAGACUCGUCUGGGGAAGCGUUCCCCACUAGGGGCGUUGGUGUGUACCUCAUGCCCCUCCAUGGAGAGCACACUGGAGACAGGGGGUCACGUGGAACCUGAGGGGGGGGUGGGGAGCCCAACCAUGGGAUCACCAGGGCCCCAGCAUCUCAGCAGGUUCAACAACAAACUACUUCCUGGACAGAAGGUGAGGGAGACUGGAGGGGAGGGGUGGGAAAGUGAUGUAGGGAGGGGGGACAACGAUGGGGAAGAGAGGAGAGUUGGAGGGCGAAUGAGAGAAUGUGCUAGGAAGCCAAACGCAUACAACACAUACUUAAAGCAUAAGAAACUCUUUAUUCUAGUAUUUUUUUACCCUCAAAGGAUAUGACUGGGAAUCAUUGUGGGCUUUCAGGAUUACAUGACCAGCUACACACCUUUUUUAAAUGUAGCAUUUUUAUGUCAUGCUUGAGAGAACACAGACAAUCUGUCUGUCGCUCUCUAAUUCCAAUUCCAAUUCUGAUUGUUUGAAUGAAUUCCCUCUAUCUGUCCUCGAGGUAUCUCUCUCUCUCUUACUUUUAUAUCGGUCUCUCUCUUACUAGGCCUUUCCCUCUACUCUCCCCCUAGCUUAACACUAACCCUGACUUGUUCUUUUUGACUUGUUGUUGUACAUCUCUCUCUCACUCUGUCGUUGUACAGCACACUCUCUCUGUCGCUCUCUCUGUCGUUGUACAGCACACUCUCGCUCUCUCUCUCUCUGUCGUUGUACAGCUCUCUCUCUCUCUGUCGUUGUACAGCUCUCUCUCUCUGUCGCUCUCUCUGUCGUUGUACCACACACUCUCUCUGUCGCUCUCUCAGUCUCUUUCUCGCUCUCUCUCAACUCGAAGGGGUUUUAUUGGCAUGGGAAACAAAUGUUUACAUUGCCAAAGCAAGUAAAAUAAACUAAAGUGAGAUUUUUGUUUUACAACAUCAACAAAAAACUAUUAGAAAUUAACAGUAAACAUUGAACUCAAAGGUUUCAAAGAUAAAGACAUUUGAAGUGUUAUAUUAUCAGCUAUGUACAGUGUUUUAGCAAUGUGCAAAUAUAUGUAGUACGAAUAGUGGGAGAAGAUAAACAUAAGUAUUGGUGAUAUUUACAAUGUUUGUGCUCCUCUGGUUGCCGUUUUCUCAUGGCAAUGGGCCACAAAUCUUGCUGCUGUGAUUGCACAUUGUGGUAUUUCACCUAACAAAUAUGGGAGUUUAUCAAUGUUGGAUUUUGUUAUAGUGUGGACACUACAAAUAAUUCCUACUGAAUAUGUGGUGUACUUAACUGCAGUAUAGUAUUAUUACUAUUCAUCGGAGCAUUGUUAUUAUGGACGUUAAUGUUGAAUGUGACCUUUACCCAGAGUCGGUACAUUAUUAACGUGACACUACCUCAUGUUGAGUUGGGUAUAUCGCUCUCCUGCUUUCUACCGUUUGUAAAUGGCUGUACACCUUUAUUUUCUAGUUUGCAAUGAACAUUAAAACGCUUGUGGAUAUUCCUUGUCAAGUUACCACAUAUUUGUUUUCAAAUUAUUUGUGGGUCUGUGUGAUCUGAGGGAAAUAUGUGUCUGUGGUCAUACAGGUCAGGAAGUGCAGCUCAGUUUCCACCAAUUUUGUGGACAGUGGGCACAUCCUGUCUUCUCUAUGGAAGCCUCUCUCAAUAGCAAGGCUAUGCUCACUGAGUCUGUACAUAUUCAAGGAUGUUCAUAAUUUUGGGUCAGUCACAGUGGUCAGGUAUUCUGCCACUGUGUACUCUCUGUUUAGGACUCUCUCCGCCUCGCUCCCUCCAUCCUUGUACUUCCCUCCUUUUUCCUCCCUCCUCAAUUACACUUCUGUCGCUCCCUCCCUCCCUCUCUCUCUCUUUAGGUGUAUGUGUUGUGUGGAGGGCGUGAGUGCACAGGGGUAGUGGAGCAACACAACCAUGUGGAUAAUGAGGUGGCCAUCCUACUGCCUGCUCUGGGACAGCAUGUCCUGAGGAAACUAGAGGAUGUAUGGACCUGCCCCACAGUCCCUCCUCCACCUUCUACUAUGACGCAGGGCACAGGCAGACCACACCAAGUGUCCUCCUGCAUCGAUGUGCCCAGGAGGUAAGUGUAAUGUUGUGUGUGGGGGGGGGCAGGAUUUGUGUUAAUGGGAGCAGGGUAUGCAUGCCCCUGUCAGUGUGUGUGUCUGUCUCUGUGUGUCUGUACCUUAUCUCUCUCUCAAUGUACCUUAUCUUUCUCCCUGCUACAGGAGUCCAGAGUCGGUGGAAAUGGAUGAGAUGAUGGCAGCCCUGGUUCUGACCAGCCUGUCCUGCAGCCCUCUGGUUCAGAGCCCAACUCAGAGAGACACAGUCACAGGUAAUUCAAUGACAGAAUAAUUGAUUGAGUGAUAAGCUCUUGGUUAUAUUUUUCCUGUCCAGUUUUUUGUCAACCAUUGCAGCUCUAGUAAGGUGUGUGUGUGUAUGCCUGAGUUGGUAGAGCAUAAUGCUUGCAAACCAGGGUUGUAGGUUCGAUUCCCACGGGGGACCAGUACGAAAACGUAUGCACUAUAAGUGACCUCUGGAUAAAUGACGUGUGUGUGUGUGUACAGCAGGUUCUGCUGGUAUGGAGUGUGGAGGCGGGGAACUCUCAGACAGCAGCAGUAGUGGCUACUGGAGCUGUGACCAUGGCUACGGAAGCCCGGCCCCCUCUCCACCAAUCACAGAAACAGAGGGUCACAGCCUGGCCAUGCCCCCUGAUGAGGGAUUGGACAUGGAGCAGGUGCUGUUUGACGAGCCAACACCACGGAAACGCAGGGUGAGUAGGGUAGUCACGGAGACAGCCUUGCUAAAAUUGACCAAUGUGGCAAUAUGUGAAAGAAUUUACUGGCAAGCACAUCAGCUACUUGUUCUUAAUUUAAAGUUGAGUCAGUUCCAUCUACCUUGCUUACCUGUGAACUUGUUUCCUCUCAGAACUCAGUGAAGGUGGCCUACAGGUGUCUGUGGCCCAACUGUGGGAAGAUUCUGAAGUCUGUCGUCGGGAUUAAACGUCACAUCCGUACCCUGCACCUGGGGUAAGUGUCUAGGGAUGCGACUGAUCUUUGGUGCAAACAUGGAGGCGGUUGAAAUUAUAAGGUCUUAACUUUUAUUAUCAGAUGACGUGACAGUGCUUCUACUAGCAGUAAUAGUGGCACAAGAAAACAACUGUUACAUUAAUCUAUGCACUGUAUAUCCACGUGUUUUCCCUCAGCCAAAGCGGUGAGCAUGAGCGUUGCUCCUGCAGUGAGGAGGACUUCUACUACACAGAGAUCCAUCAGCGGGAGCCGCAGCCUCUCACCCCAGCUCUAGGGGUCUCCACCCCCACCCCCAUCCCUACCCCCAGCACCCCCUGGCCGGCCUGCACAUCCCCAUCCAGCCCCUCUCCCGCUGGCGUAGGACCAGGGGCUGGAGCUGGAGGAGUCUCCCCCACAGAAGUGAGCCCCCAGCUCAGCCAGUCUGCCCCCUCCACCCCGUGCUUCUUCUGGCAGGUCCACUCUGAGCACUCCUACCAGGUAGGCACUAGGACAACUGCCCUCCCUGCUAUUCAUGUCUACGUUAUCUCUGUUCUGCACUCUGGACAUGAAAAGUGGGAAAACACAUGUUUCUUGAGUUAAAUACAUAACAAGCAUGCUAUGAGCACCUAUUGCAAACUCUAUAUAUUUUUGAAUGUGGUUAUAUAGCCUAUUGUUUCAUAUUUUGCAUUCAUUGAUCCUACCUGAUCGCAACCAUUGAUCACUUUAUUUACCUCUGCAGGCUCCUGCUCCAGUCCAGGUGGUGGCGCCACCCGUCUCUGUCUCCACCUCCUACCGUUGGACCACACCCACCUCAACCUCCCAUCCAAGACAGGUAUGCUUGCCUGAUGCACUGGGUGGGUAGAGUUUGCACUUUGGGACCAAAGGACUUCCCGGCUGAGCUAAAACAAAUGUGCAUGGAGAGAAAUGUGUUGGUAAAGGAGCUGGACUACAGCAAUAAAAUGACAAUCAACGCAACCCUAACUGUAGAAUCCAAUAGGAGAAUCUCAAGGGAAAUUUCCUGUAGAUAAUUGAUUUAUAAACACUCAGUAAAGAAUAUACAGCACAACUGCUGUUCAUGUUUCAUGCUGUAUGUCCAGGUAUAUGCUAUUUUCACUGGUAGAAUUCUACAUUUUUGCCCUUUAAACACAGAAUCUCCAAGCAUUUUGAAUUCAUCACAUGCUUGCUUUUAAGUGUGCAAUUUGCAGAAACAUUUCCCCUACAGAGCCUUUGCCGGUAUGUGUUUGGGGAGUAGAAGUCAGUCCAUCAGGGAAAAAGAGCACUUAGAUUUAGUACCCUGUCUCCAGAGCAGCUCUACACUGCCAAUAGUGUCAUGGAUAUUUACCAGCUAAUCCCCUUGUUGAUUUGAUCAUAUUUUCUUUCCAUCGCUGAACUUGCCUGCCUUUGUCUUCACUGAUGCUACAACACUGCCACCUAUUGAUCUGUAGUAGGAACUGCUGGUCAUUUUUAUGUAACAACACAUGGACACUGGCAUGAUCAAGCCACUGCAGUAGUCUGCAGCAGUGCACACAAAGAAAUCAAAGCUGAUGCCCUUUCAGGAGUUAAUAUGGAUCGUUCAGUUUACUGUAAUCUAAAUACGCAUUGCAUGAAUGCUAAAAUAGUGGAUGAAGAUUUUCCUUGCUAAUUAAUCAGUGUUGUUUUGCUGGACUUUGCAGCAUUGUGAGAUGGCAACAUCAAAUGCAAUAUGUUCUCAUUUAUUUUAUUAGUUUAUUUGUCAUAGACCAUGCACAACAAAUGCAUUGAACCAGAUUGAUCUACACAGCUCAGUUCCCAUCUGCAGUAAAUAUGUGUAGUAUGGUAUUAUUGAAAUUAAUUUGUAUUUACUAAUUAUAAAUCUAUGUUCAAUUCAGUUGAGGGUUAUUUGUAUAAAAGUAGACAGAUUAGUUAGUCACUAACCACUUACCAAAAAACUGAGUUUACACUUAUUUAUAGUGGCUGUCCUUGUCUCCUCCCCUCAUCUGCAGAUCCUUUCCCAUCAGUGCAGGUAAAGGAGAGGAGACAUGGAGAAGAAGCCUUUUGAAAGGAUUGGAUUUGGCAUUCUGCUUUUCAUCACCCAUAACAAAGGCAGUCAUAAUGUGUAUGUUCUGUUGUUUUUCUAUGUACUGCAGCUCACCUGUGUUUCCCCCUCCGUCCACCAGGGUGAGUCGUUCCGUGUGAGGUCAGUCAGUGUGGGAGAACAGUGGCUGCAGCAGCACAGUCCCCCCAUCAGGCCACACCCUGUCAGCACCUCUCCCCCACGCAGCCACUGGUCCACAAGGUGAGAUACUAUACUAUAUUUUAGUAUACUAUUACUAAUGUAUCACUAUUGCUAACAUUUUAAUGCACAUCGUCCUUCAUAUCUGCCUCAGUCAGUCUGAGUCUAGUCAUUUCCCUUCUUGUCGCUCUCUGAUUUUCUGUAUCAUCCUCACUCUUAUCUAUGCAUCUCUUUACUUGUCUCUCUCUUCAUUUCCAUUCAUUACAUUUACUGUAAAUGAACUCAAUUGACUUUCUCCCUCCCUCUCUCUACAGGAGGAUCCGUGGCGAGGCGAAGAAGUGCCGUAAGGUGUACGGCAUCGAGCACCGGGACCAGUGGUGCACCGCCUGUCGCUGGAAGAAAGCCUGCCAGCGCUUCCUCGACUGA
Coregonus sp. 'balchen' is the source of this 5655-nucleotide messenger RNA. NCBI's taxonomy places the organism in Eukaryota, Metazoa, Chordata, Actinopteri, Salmoniformes, Salmonidae. The record is from the annotation of a GenBank genome assembly.